AUGGAUGCGUGGGCCAUUGUUGAAUAUGGGAAGCCUAUUCAGAAAGUGCGAAUUGCACUGCCGGAGCCAAAAGACUCGGAGGUACUGAUCAAGGUCACGCAUUCUGGUAUUUGCCACUCUGAUCUCCAUAUAUGGGAAGGAUUUUAUAAUCUGGGAGGUGGCAAAAAGAUGCAGAUGUCAGACCGAGGGGUAACACUACCUCAUGCAAUGGGUCAUGAGGUGAUUGGCACUGUUGCACGACUAGGACCUGAUGUGAAUGACUUAGGGAUAGGUGAUCGCCGAAUUAUAUUCCCAUGGAUCGGUUGUGGCCUUUGCUCGACAUGCCUCAAAGGUCAUGAGAACCUAUGUGACAAACCCCAGAGCAUAGGUAUCUUUCAAAAUGGUGGUAUGGCGACCCACGUUCUGGUCAAAAACCCAAAGUAUUUGGUGGACCCUGGGAAUGUUGCCCCAGAGAUGGCCUGUACAUUCGCUUGCUCUGGGACAACGGUGAUGAGUGCUAUACAGAAGUUGUUCCCAUGGUCGUUGGAGCGACCGGUUCUGGUGAUUGGUGCAGGUGGCCUCGGUCUCACAGCCGUUUCUAUACUCAAAGCCAUUGGGCAUCGGGUCAUCCUUAGCACGGAUCUCAACUCUUCCAACCGUCAGGCAGCACUCAAAGCAGGGGCUACUGGGACAGUUGACGCAAAAGCGGUUGAUGCUCGUGAGCAAAUACUUACUAUAUCUGGAGAACCAAUACUCGCAGUGCUCGACUGUGUCGGCAAUUCCGAGACUGCGGAAUUGGGCCUUGCCGUAUUGGCAAAAGGUGGUAAGAUGGUAGUUAUUGGAUUAAUUGGAGGAGAGCUCAAACUAUCACUGGUAGCUUUUGUUGCAAGAGCUGCAACCUUGCUGGGCAAUACUACAGGGACUAUCCAACACCUCCAGGAAGUCACGCGUCUUGCUAACGAGGGUCUUUUUGUGCCAAUACCCGUGACAACCAUACCACGGAGUAAAGCUCCAGAGGCCUUGGAGUUGCUGAAAACGGGACAAGUGACUGGUCGGUUAGUGUUGGUCUAA
Molecule: messenger RNA, 1050 nt
Organism: Exophiala bonariae
Lineage: Eukaryota; Fungi; Ascomycota; Eurotiomycetes; Chaetothyriales; Herpotrichiellaceae
Exons: 1
Coding region: 1-1050 (349 amino acids)
Molecular function (GO): zinc ion binding; oxidoreductase activity
Source: RefSeq, a predicted model, not a curated record